Molecule: messenger RNA, 591 nt
Organism: Aphidius gifuensis
Lineage: Eukaryota; Metazoa; Arthropoda; Insecta; Hymenoptera; Braconidae
Product: trypsin-like
Exons: 4
Coding region: 1-591 (196 amino acids)
Biological process (GO): proteolysis
Molecular function (GO): serine-type endopeptidase activity
Source: RefSeq, a predicted model, not a curated record
AUGUCUUGCGUACAUGGAAAUUUACCAAAAAAAAUUCACGGUGGAAUUACCGUUGAAAUUAUUGAACAUCCACAUCAAGUAUCAAUACAAAUUCAAAAUUAUCAUCUAUGUGGAGGUGUUAUUAUUUCUGAAGAGCAUAUAUUAACUACUGCAAGUUGUGUAUCAGCUGAUGUUGGUUUGGAAAAAAAAAUGCGGUUUCAUAUUAGACAAAGGUCAGCUACUUGGCCACCAAAAUAUCCGCAAAGUAGACUUUUUGUAACAGGCUGGGGUACAAAUUCAGAAAUGAAUGUUAUGAAAAAUUAUCUUCAGUUAGUUAAAGUCAAAUCAAUUAGUUCAAGAAUUUGCAAAGUUCGAUACUAUACGGAAGGAACUCUCACUGGCAAUCAAUAUUGUUUAUUUCCACGACCCCCAUUGGCCCGCAUAACAUGGGGUAAUAGUGGCAGUCCUGUUACGAUUGGAACUGGAGUAGUUGGACUCAUUUCUGUUGUUUCUUUGGAUCACAAACUUCCUACUACUUAUUCACGUGUUUACAAUUAUAUGUACUGGAUUCAGAAAAAUGUUGAAAAAUUAAAUUCAAAAUUACAUUAUUGA